AUGCUCAUCCUUGGCCGCCCAGGGUGGUCGACGGCCGCGCCACGUCGUCCAACGCCAUCGCCCUACACCUCACGCGAGACCUUUGACAUGACGCAAUUGCUGCCGAUUGCGGACAGCAUUGUCGUCAGCGAUCGCAACAUACAACUCUCGCCUCUCCUACAGCUUCCCGGCGAAGUCCGUACUCUAAUAUUCACCUUUGUCCUAGGUGGCCACGACAUUCAACUCAACCACCGUAUGCGGAACUUUGAGAUCCGCCCCUAUCACACCGCGGCAUGUCUGUCCAGUGGCGGGCAAAGGUCCUUUUUGAAUCUCACUCUUGUCUCGCGCCAAAUUUAUAUCGAAACUGCCAUGUUGCCCUUCGUCGCCAACACCUGGGUCUUUAUAUCUGAUCCGGAAUUGUGUCAAAAGGGCCUUGCCCAGCGACUUUUGCCACAGCAAGCAAACGCCAUCACGACAGCGAAGUGUAAGCCUGAAACCAUCUUCUACGAGUUUCGCGAGGGGCCCAUAGAGAGCCGGCACUGUCUCAAGACGUUCGCACAUCUUCAGGGGUUGAUGUGCUUGAUCGUCGAUUUGCGGGAUGUACACUUGACUGCAGGUGAGAAGGAGUGCAUGUUGCAAAAAGUCGCAGCUGUGCAGGGGAAGAAGGACUUGAAGUUGGUUUGUGAGGGGAGCAUGCGUUUGGAAUACAUACACACGCGUCCGGUCAAAAGAUCAAGUAAAGUUGACCGCAUGGGCCCGACAACAAGAAAGGGUUGUGCUUCAAAGGAGUUACCUGCGCCUGGUUGUGUGCAUUUGGAUCGACAAAUUCAUGCAACACACGAGGCUUACGACGCGUAUACGAACCUGCACGUGGCUCUGACUCGACGUGCAGCUAGCCUCGCAGCUCACGUUCGAGUGCCCUCGCGCCUAAAUGGAGCUCUCUCAGAGUCUCCAUCUCCAUCACGAUUGGUUAUGAGACCUAGUUCGGACGACCUGUUACUGCUUCUUUUCCGGACCGCAUACCUGACGAUGAUUCUUGGAUUCGCAGCAUUCACCUCCCUCGGAUUCGCUCGACUGGGUACAGCCAUUGCCUUGGUUGCGACCGUCGUUGUCGCCAUUGGUUCCGAGACCGCGUUCAUGUUCAACAAGUGGGAACGUGAGAUCGCGCUCAAGAAUGACCGACAUAUGGUGUGA
Parastagonospora nodorum SN15 is the source of this 1173-nucleotide messenger RNA. RefSeq lists its product as hypothetical. NCBI's taxonomy places the organism in Eukaryota, Fungi, Ascomycota, Dothideomycetes, Pleosporales, Phaeosphaeriaceae. The record is from RefSeq and is a predicted model, not a curated record. The transcript is spliced from 5 exons. The coding region runs from base 1 to 1173 and encodes 390 amino acids.